ACUCGGCCGCUGUGGUUGCUGGCGGCUGCAAUCCGGGCCGGGCUGGCGCGGAUUCCGGGCCGGGUUUUGUGGCACGCCCCCCCUCCCCUUCCUAUGAACUCCAAUCCAGCUCGCUCUAUUGCCUCAAUAUGUCUCAAGAUGGCCGCCAAUGUGGGAUCGAUGUUUCAAUAUUGGAAGAAAUUUGAUUUACAACUGCUUCAGAGAGAACUUGAUGCUACUGCUACAGUAUUGGCCAAUCGACAGGAUGAGAGUGAACAGUCCAGAAAAAGGCUUAUUGAUGAAAGUCGUGAAUUUAAGAAGAGCACACCAGAGGACUUGAGGAAGCUGGUAGCUCCAUUACUGAAGAGUUUCCAGGCAGAGAUUGAUGCACUAAGUAAAAGAAGCAAAGAAGCAGAGGCAGCCUUUCUGAAUGUUUACAAAAGAUUAAUUGAUGUUCCAGAUCCUGUUCCAGCAUUGGAUCUAGGACAGCAACUCCAACUCAAAGUUCAACGCAUGCAUGACAUUGAAACAGAGAAUCAGAAGCUCCGCGAAACACUUGAAGAAUACAAUAAAGAAUUUGCAGAAGUCAAGAACCAGGAGGUUACAAUAAAGGCACUUAAAGAAAAAAUCAAAGAAUAUGAGCAGACUUUGAGUAGCAGAGCAGAAAUCCUUGCACUUGAAAAAGAACAGAAAUUACAAAAUGACUUCAGUGAAAAAGAAAGGAAACUACAGGAGACUCAGACAUCUUUGGCCUCAAAAUUUGAGGAAGCUGAUCAUAAAGUUCAGGCAUUACAGUCAGCCUUGGAAUCAACACAGACUGAAUUAUUCGAUUUGAAAACCAAGUAUGAUGAAGAAUCAACUGCCAAAGCAGAUGAAAUUGAAAUGAUCAUGACAGAUCUGGAACGAGCCAAUCAGAGGGCUGAAGUGGUUCAGAGAGAGGCAGAGUCCUUACGAGAGCAGCUUUCCUCAGCUAACAAAUCCCUUCAACUGGCCACUCAGAUUCAGAAGGCUCCUGAUGUGGAACAAGCUAUUGAAGUGUUAACACGAUCAAGUCUGGAGGUUGAAUUAACUGCAAAAGACCGUGAAAUAAUGCAGUUAGUUGAAGACGUGCAACGACUGCAGGCGAAUCUGACGAAACUGCGUGAGACCUCAGCAAAUCAGGUCUCACAACUUGAGCAGCAACUUACUGCAAAGAAUAGCACACUCAAGCAACUGGAGGAAAAGCUAAAAGAACAGUCAGACUAUGAAGAGGUUAAGAAGGAACUGAGUAUCUUGAAGUCCAUGGAAUUUGUACCAGCAGAGGGAUCUGGAGCACAGGAUGCAUCCAAGACUCUAGAGGUACUUCUGCUGGAAAAGAACCGCUCACUACAAUCUGAAAAUGCAACUCUGCGUAUCACCAAUAGUGACCUUAGCGGGUCAGCUGGGAGAAAUGGGAAAGACCGACUUGAAAGUCUGCGUCCUUCGACCUCACCAACUCCCCCUCCCUCAAAGUUGCUGCGCAACACGAAUGAGCAGGCUUCCAGUGCUAAUGGUACGCACCAAUUUUCACCGACGGUUUUAGGUCAAGAUUUUUACAGUUCAUCAUUGGCAAGCUCCCCGGUCCCCCUGGCCUCUGCAGGGAAAUUUGCACUAAACUCGCUUCUUCAGCGGCAGCUAAUGCAGUCCUUCUACUCCAAGGCAAUGCAGGAUGCGGGAAGCACAACCAUGCUUUUUCCAACAGGUCCUUACAGCACAAACUCCAUAUCAUCCCCAAGCCCCAUACAACCAAGUGCUGACUUGAAUGGAAUGAUCCCUUCACCCAGCCAGUCAGAGAGUACUGGAAGCAUAUCCGAGGGCGAGGAGCUGGAUACAGCGGAAAUUGCACGGCAGGUUAAAGAGCAGUUGAUCAAGCACAAUAUUGGCCAACGGAUAUUUGGACAUUAUGUACUGGGGUUGUCUCAAGGCUCUGUAAGUGAAAUAUUGGCCAGACCGAAACCGUGGAAUAAGCUGACUGUUCGAGGGAAGGAGCCCUUUCACAAGAUGAAGCAAUUCCUGUCUGAUGAACAGAAUAUUCUGGCCUUGCGGAGUAUCCAGGGCAGGCAAAGAGAGGUUCCAGGCCAGAACAUACAAAGAAUGUUGCAGGAAGUAAAGAAACGAAGAUAUGGUUCAGAAGGCAACAUCACAACACGGAUCAGAACCCCUGAGACAGGCUCUGAUGAGGCCAUCAAAUCAAUUCUUGAACAAGCCAAGAGAGAACUACAGGUGCAAAAAAAUGUUGAUUCAACUCAGCCACCUUGUACAUCUAGCAGUGGUGGUUCAGAUGAAGCAAUAUGGUCAAUACUGGAACAGGCUCGGCGUGAGAUGGAAGCUCAGAAGGCUGGCCUUGAGCCGACACCGAAGCCAACACCUGUUGCGCAAGCUGACUUGACCCUUCAUUCAUCCAAAGUAGCAGCAGCAGCAUCAUCAUCAUCAUCAUCAACAGCACCAACAUCAACGUCGUCGUCAUCGUCAAUCUCUUCCUCAUUAACAGUCAUGAAAAAGCCUUCCAUGAUGGAUUCCAGUAACAAUGCAACUCAGACUUCUCAUGGAUUAAAAAAGGAACCAGUACAUGAAUUGUGCACCUCGGAACACCAUGGUGUUGCAGAAACACCGCAUAAUAUGCUUAAGCAAGUUAAAAAUGAAUUGGGACGAGGUAGUACCUGGAGGGACCAGUGGUGGAACACAGUCUGCCCAGACAGAAGAAAUCCAGAAGAUGGAAGAGCUGAGGAAAUUAACAGUGGAAGAGAUAGGUUUAAUAAUCCAAGCAGACUCGAUCGAAACUCAUUGCAAGGGCCUGCUUCAUCUGACCACUGGAAGGAAUGGCAAAACACUGAAUCCCCUUAUUCUCAAGCAUCUGAUUUAGGCACAGUGGUUGCUGGUAGUAGUGUGACCCCACAGAGCAGUCCUCUGCCUUCUUCACCUCUUAUUCCUGUUUCUAAACCACUUAAGCCUUCUAUACCACCACUAACACCAGAGCAGUAUGAGAUCUACAUGUACCAGGAGGUGGACACAGCUGAACUAACACGACAAGUGAAGGAGAAGUUGGCCAAGAAUGGGAUCUGCCAGAGGAUCUUCGGGGAAAAAGUGUUACGUCUGGCCACACCACCCAGCUCCUCACCGGCCACAUCAAAUGACUACCGUGGAGCAUUCUGCACUGGAGCAACACCGGUUUUGGGCCUUUCACAAGGAAGUGUGAGUGACAUGCUGUCGCGGCCCAAGCCCUGGAGCAAGUUGACUCAAAAAGGCCGAGAACCCUUCAUUCGUAUGCAACUGUGGUUAAAUGGUGAACUUGGGCAGAAUGUUCUUCCAUCCCAGGUCCAGCAGCCAGCGCAGGAGAUUACCCCAAAGACCUCUGCCAGUUGCAGCCCAGCCCCUGAAUCUCCAGUCAGCUCUGUGGAAUCAGUGAAGAGUGUGGCUGAACUAUCAUCCCAGCACUCAAUAGCCACUGAGAGCAUUAAGGACAUCAAACCCUCCGAACCAUGUGAACACUCCUCCAAUGAUCCUCAGGUUCUCUCAUCGCUGCCAAUGUCUGGCCAGUCAGCAUUAAGCAUACAGAAGCUGGUAGCCAUGUCUCCUGAACUAGAUACGUAUGCUAUCACAAAGAAAGUCAAGGAAGUGCUAACAGACAAUAACUUAGGCCAACGUCUGUUUGGAGAGACCAUCCUUGGCCUGACACAAGGUUCUGUGUCUGAUCUCCUGGCACGGCCCAAACCCUGGCACAAGCUGAGCCUGAAGGGAAGGGAGCCUUUUGUCCGUAUGCAGCUCUGGCUCAAUGACACAAGCAAUGUUGAGAAGUUAAUGGACAUGAAGAGAAUGGAAAAGAAAGCUUACAUGAAGCGACGACACAGUUCAGUGAGCGAUGGUCAUGGGAGUGAUUCUUCAGUUGCUGGGCUAGACUACAGUCAGAGCGCCAGUCCCCAGCAACAGGUUCACCUGAAGAAGCCCAGAGUGGUGUUGGCCCCAGAGGAAAAGGAAGCUCUGAAGCGAGCAUACCAGCUAAAGCCAUAUCCAUCUCCAAAAACUAUUGAGGAGCUUGCUGCCCAGCUAAAUCUGAAAACAAGUACUGUCAUCAACUGGUUUCAUAACUACAGGUCCCGAAUUCGAAGGGAGCUGUUCAUUGAGGAAGUACAGGCAGGGUCUCAAGGUCAGACAGGAUCCGGUGGCUCUCCAUCUGUCAGAGGAAGUAGGACAGGUCACAGUUCAGAAGGGGAGAGCUGUGAUGGAGGAGACUUGGAUGUGGUGGCUGAAGAAAAGGAAAAUGUCAUGGGAGUGGAAAAUUAUAGCACUGGGCGUGUGAGCCCUCAGGGAGGGCAGGUAGAGUCACUUUGUGAUGAGGAUGCAGAGUCUUUUGUGCAGGUUGACCUUAAAGAUGACAAAAAGGAAUUGUCCCAGUCAGAAAAAGAUGUUAUGGUAUCUCCAAAUGCUGAGAGUGAAGAUGAGAGUACCCUAAAGCAUCCAGGUCGAAACAAGAGAUCUCAACAGGAAGCAUCCUCGGAAGAGUUCCGGAAAAGUCCGUCUUUAGUGCAGUCAGUUGUAGAAGAGGAAAACUCUACCUCAUCGGCCUCCACAUCAGCAACUGUAGGGGAGAGCUCCCGAGAUUUGAAAGAAGAUACCUCUUCAGAGCAGCAGGCGAGCAGUGAGCAGAGCACCACCUGUGGAGGCUCCUCAUCCUCUUCCGCUGCAGGCUUUCAGAAACGGCUGUUCAAUUUUUCUGACACAGCAUCACCUGCCCAAAAAACAAGCUUGAGAGAGAACAGCUUAAGGCGUAAGAAAGCAGCAAACUUGAACAAUAUUAUCCAUCGUUUGGAGAAGGCUGCAAGUCGGGAAGAGCCCAUUGAAUGGGAAUUUUGAGAUUAAAUUAUUAAUUAUGCACAACUCCCGAGAGUUACAUAUUGAGAAACCUCGGACAUUCUGUACUCAUUUUAUCCUGUUACGCACUUAAUGCCCUGCAGGCCACGGGGCAAAAAUGCCAUAGGCCAAGGUGCAUAUAGAAAGGAGAGCAUUAAGUUCUGUUCAUCAUAGCAUUUUCAAAGCCAGAGUUGAAACAUGCAGUUAAGCUUUUGUACCCUGAAGUGUUUUUGUGUCAUGACUGAUUUUCAAACUGUUUGGGAUUAACUGUUACAGCUUUGCCUUCCCCCUCUGCCAAGUGGGCUUCAAGCAGCGGCAACCAUCGGCUAAUGAGGGGAUCUCCUAGCCAUUAAAUGGCAGCAGAGCGAUAUUACACUAUCAACUUCUUAAGCAGAAAAAAAGAAUUGGAGAGUUUUCAAAUGACUAGAAUUUUAUAGCUGUUCAGUUGCCACUGAGAGAUUGCACAGUCAUCUGACUCUAAACACACUAGUUUGGUUUCUUAGAUAUUUUGAGAUUUCUUGCUGUUUUAAACUUUGAAAGAGAAGAACACAUUUAGCCCACUUAUUUUUUAAAAAAAGGUUAUGUAAAAAAAAGAUUUGUCAAAAAGAUGUGGUAGGUGAGUUAGUGUUUCCUUGUAUGUGAAUUUGGAAUAAUGAUAUGUAGUGCACAUUGUUUCAUAGCUUUAACUAACUCUGGUUUCUCUGCAGGCCAGGGUUUGUUUAAUACACUCCAUUUUAGGCCAAAUCAGGACAAGAUCUGUACCUAGAUAUUUUAUAACCUGCUUUUUAACCUCUAAACCACAAAGCACGCUGAUCAGACCUCAUAUUAUUGUCUUCUUGUGUGCAAGAGUGUGUGUGAGGACAAGUUUGUAUGUGUGUAAGUUUUUAGGUCUGGCUGAUUUCAUACAUACCGAUGCACAUUUAGAGUGCAUACUGCCACCCUUUCCUCAAUAAGCUAUGGCAUCAAUAGAGUUUGUAUGAAUUAGCUUGUCACAAGUUACAUUUUUUCUUGCCAUAUCUUUUAUUAAAACUAACAGUAGAGUAUUUCAGUAUACCAGAAUAUUUUUGUGCUUAUUUAUAGGUGUGGUAUUUUUUUUCUAUCCAUUGUUAGGAGGUGAUGAAAGGGAGCAAGUCUUGUUCUAAAGGGUCAGACUGCCGGCAGUAUUUGGGAUAUUUUACAAGUUUCACUGGAUAAAUAUUGGCUCCUUGACAUCUUACAAGUUUCAGAUUAUUGAUUAGAGUUUGUUCCACAGUGUAAAUUGCAUCAUGAUUUUUGUGUUGGUCUUUUAGGUCAGAAUCCAUUGAAGUAUCUGUGUAGCACAAUCAUAACCUGUCAUUUUAAUUAUAAUAUAUGAACUCUGUUUUCUAUAAUAAUUAUGGUUGAGGAGUUAUAUACCUGAUAUUGCACCACAGCGUGUUGUGUGUAGUUUUUGUAGCAGAUUAUGACUGUUUAUAGGGAAAGCUACAUUAUCUGCAUGAUAUGUUAAAUAAUCAUAUAUUUCUUACAUAAAAAAUCAUACAUUGCAUAUUGAUUGAGCACUUAGCUGUUAAGUGUACUUAUGGUUCUGAUUCAACUCCAGCUAGUCAUAGAGAAGGGCUCUAGGAGGCUGCAAGACAGUAAAUUAGAAUGAAAUCCUCCAGCAUUCAUGCCCACCAGAGAGCAUUCCUCAACAUUAAGCUGUAAAAGAUGAAUUGUGAAAAUUAUGUGAAACCAGAUCCCUGAGAUACCACUAUUGCUACAGGCAUGAGUGCAAAAUCACCCAGUUCAUAUCUUUCACCCACUGAUGGCGUAUAAUAGGUAAUUACUGGUAAACCACCAAGGGUAGUUUCCAUAUGUUUUUUUUCUUGAUCUCCUCAGCUUUCCAAAGGUGAAAGAAACAAGUUAUUUCCCGUGGUCUGCUGUGAGGUCUGCUCUCCUUCCAAGUGGGUAACCAUUUAACAUUGUGCCAUCGAGCAGUGGGUGACACGUGAAUCCUUGGAAGUAAAGAUUUAUGAAGAGGCUAUUUGACUCAACUAGUUGACAUUUGAUAUUAUCCUCUUUGUGAAUGUGAUUUAAGUAAUUAGCUGAGCUUAAAUUCACCAUAUGUCACAGUGGAAUUUGACUUAAUUCUACCGAAUAAUUGGGAUUACUGACUGAUUGCUGGAUUACUUGUCAUGUAGCUUCACCACUAUUCUUAGCAAAGCCCCAUAAAACUGACAACCUAUGGGCAAUAGUCAUAUUCCCUUUUAAUAAGAUGUGAGUGUUCUGUGCUAUUCGUGCUUUCAUCAGAUAGUGGUGUAAGGAGAAAAUUAGUAAUGAAAUGGAAGGCUUCCGAAGGAUUGAUGUUAACUUUGGCAGUUUUUUCAACACUAUUCUCUCAAACACAAGCAUUAAAUAGCAAUCCCUCCUACUCUUUACCAUUCUGCAUAACCUGAGCUUUGUCCAAUACCAGAAAUUUGUGAUCACCCCAUCGUUUCAGUCAACUGGAUUAUUUUCACACUUCAUGCCUGAGAUUGAACUGUUGGAAAGCAAGAGUUUGUGGGAGUAGCAUGGCAAGCUGAAUGUUUCUCAUUUUGGUAACUUUGAUAAAUGAAAACAUUUUAUAAAAUACCAUAACUAUUUUUGAGACAAUAAUCUGUCCAUCUGUUGUCUAAAUCUUACCUCAAGCAUGUGUACCUGUUCUCGAAACAGUUCACUUUGCAAUGUGAUCUUUAUACUAGAGAACUCAGGAAAUUAAACCUCAAUUGGAACACAUGAGAAUUGAUGUUGAUAUAACUUGAAGCUUCAAAGUUGAUUUUGUUUCUCAGAACAAAAUAACCUAAUCCUAGGAAUGUUUGCAGUGGUGGAAAUUUCUUUAGGAAUCCAUCCACACUGGAGGUUUGGGAUUAGCUAUAAAAUUGUUCCAUAGUCAUUGUGACAAAGUUAAUGGUAAUUCUUGGAAUGAUCUUGAAAGAUGGCAUUUUUUCAGAGAUUGGUUAGGUAAUGCGUCUGUACAUUAUGUUGACAGUGUUUGCUGUCAGCCUAUAUAGAACAGUUAAAAAAGUUUUGUCAAAAGCAGUAUAUUUACCAGGCGGACACUGAUUAUUUUUCAUUCUAAGCUUCCGUUUUGUAAUGUUAUCUGUAGGCUUUGUUCCUUUGUUGACACUGGUGUUUAACUAUAGAAUCAUAUAAUCAUUCAUAAUGAUGCAGAGUGUAGCACAUAUUAGAAAUCUUCUAAUGUUCACAAAUAAAGUUCCUAAGAAGUGAUCAUAAUAUCCUGUACAUAAAUCUGAGUUAAUAACUACAAAGUACAAAUUACUGCCUGAGGAAAUGGGCAGUCCCUAAAAACAGAUCAAUUCUUUGAUGUGCAAAACUUAGCAUAUAAACAACUUAAUAAUCUGAGUUAAUUCUGGUGAUUUUAAAGUAACUUAUCCUCAGUCAAAUAGCCUUAGGUUUAUCCUUUUUUUGUAAAUAAUUUUGAGUUGAAAUUCUGAGAAUGAUAGGAACAUUUAUUUUCGUUCUGUAUUGGCAACACAAGUAAUUUAUUCCUUUGAAAUUUAGGUCAGACUGGCUGGAAAAUCAAGUACUUUUCAUUUGAUCUCUGAAAUAAUUCAUUGAUUGUGUUCAUCUUCCCUGAAAUUUCAACCAGUCACCAUUCACUAAAUUGAUGCUUCAAUUGAAAUUGUUUUAUAUAAUUUUAUUAAGAUAAUUGUAAACUUAAUUUCAUUUCUAGACAGCCACCUUUUUAAUCAUCUUUAUAGCCCAGUUAGAGUAAAGGCAAUUAUAGCCUGUGAUCUUACAGUGUGUAUUUUGCAGGUUCUUUGUUUCAUGUAAAUAAUUAUGGGCCUUAUAUUUUACAAGCUUGUAAUAUAUUUUGGAGUUGUUGAUUUUGCAUACAAAUGUUUCAGUUCUCCUGAGUGAUAAAGGACUAGAUGAAUUGGCAACAUUGUAUCAUUUAGCAUUAAGACAGAAGGCAGUAGAGAUUUGAGAUACUGUCCCUGAUAAAGAAAUACAUUCAUUCUUAAAUCUCUGCAAUUAUUAUGUGCAUCAUUCUUUUGCACCUUCCCUUCCAAGAUAAUGGUUAGAACCAGUGAUAGUCCUACCAUCUUUAAUUGCCACCUUUUAUAUUUUGAUUCUGUAGUUGGGCAACAUUUCUUGUCUACAGAAACUCUGGAAAUCAAUCUAAAUUUUACAAUUUAUAACAAGUACUCUUUGUAUGCACGAUUUCUAUUUCUAUUUAAAACAUUGAAGGCUGUCACUAAAUUUUUGAAGGUUUGUGUUGCAAAGCCCUAUGUGGCAGAUACAAGUUUGAGAUUGUCUACAUACAUUCCAUUUCUGACCCAUAAGAACAAUAAGAGGCUAUCUUAAACUUUCCAUGGGUAGGUUUGCACCUAAAUCUUCUGAGGUUACCUUCUCCAUUACGUAGCCACCUUAAAAUUUGGUGAUUAAAACAUGUUCCUGUGAACCUCUGCUCAAUUUAUGUAUCGCAGAUGCUAACAUUAGAUGCUAACAUUCGGAGCCAGUAUAAAUAACUGGAAAUAACAGAGCUGAACUCUUGUGUGCCUUGGGUAGGAUAUUAUGGAAAGAAUAUAAGUCUAACUCUGUCAUAAUCUUAGAUACUGUGAUUGCAGACACUGAAUUGGCUCCCAGAAACAUAUGCACAAGUGGAAAAAAGAUAAAAGUAGAGUACAUUCCCUAAAGCACUUGCAGUAUAUUUUACAAAAAAUAUAUUUUUAAAAUCUAUUGUGAUAAGUCCUUAUAAAUGGAGGGUCAUCAGCAUAUUUUCUCUCAAAAGCACUAUUAUAAAAAGCAAUAUUAACAUUCCUUAAUUUUUAGCAGUAAUUUUGUACAAAUGUUUCCUUUGAACUUUUAUCCGAUGACUCUUCAAAAGAUGUUUGAAAUCAUUUUGCUGUACAACAGUAUAAAUGCACUCAAUUUUCCACAUCUAAUUAUAAUUGAUAAGCACUGCAGCUCAGAAAAUCUGUGAUGAAAUUCCAUUUGUAAAUAAAUCUUUGAUCGUAAAUUCUGGGAAUUCGCCAUCUUUUACUACCAAAUCUUUUCUAUGAAAAUUUCUCAAACAUUUCAGAAUUUUUGUGUAGGGUACAUCUCAAAAUAUCUGCAAUCUGCCCCAUUUAUACUAAAUCCUUCAAAAGUAAAGAAUACAACAAUUUCUUUUGCUAAAUCUCUAAAUUUCUAACAACAUUGAGAGUGUGUCUCCAUUUACUUCCUAAAGUUUGGGAUAAAUUUAUUAUUUAAAUGUAUCAUCUAAUAGCAGACUUCUACUGAUCCGAUCUAUUUCGAACCUUCGAAAAAAGUUGUAGAGCUUUUGUCAAUAAAUUUCACAAUUAUUAUUUCUAAUUCCUCCAUUAUGUAAAUCAUGUGUUUUAACUAAUGUUAGAAGACAUCAUCAAGCAAAGUAUUCUCUGUCAUAAAGAGAACUCAAGUUUUGCAUUCAGUAUAAUGUGUUCAUAAAGUAGCAUCACUAAUAUAUGUAAUUAACAUGCAAUUCUAAUUCACCAGCAUCAAUUAAGAACCUCCCUUGUAUGUGUUUCAUCAUUAAAUGCAUAAAACACAGAUGCAGUGAAAAGUUCACUGGUUAAAUCUCAUUUUUUCCCAGCUGGAUAGUGGCAAAACAAAAUUACUUAAAAUAAGGAAAUGGAACAGAUAUUUUUGUGUUUUGUAUCAUCUUGUUUCAACUAUGAACGUAGUAUCACUGCCAAAGUUGAUCUGAAGAAUAUUAUUUUAUGAUAAUCACCUAUUAUAUUGGUGUUUUCUCUUUUGUUAUUGGAUGCUAAAUCUUUGGUGUGCAAUGUUAGGGUUGAUUCAUUAUCCUCUACAGGACAGGCAGGACCUUGCCCAUAUUCUCAUCUUCAUAGGCAAGUCAUGUUAGGUCACGUUGGGUUGAUUGAGAGAGCCAGUCUGCAAUCUCCCUCUGAUACUAACUGUUGAGUUUUACUCUUUUAGCCCCAUUUUACCUUUUACUUAUUUAUACCCACAUUCUGUUUUCUAUUCUAUUAUUGCCCUAUUCUAAUCUGUAAGAACUACCACCUUUAGCUAUGCAUUCUAAAAGUAAAACAAUCCUUUCCUCCUUUCCCUGAGUACUGCUAUUCUAUUUAUUUUGAAGAUUUGUUUCAUUCCCUCUAUUUCCUGUUGUAUUCAUUCCUCUGCAUGAAUGUAUCAAUAAAAUUCACAGAAUGUAAAGCAUAUUUGGGUUCAUUUGUGUGCCGCAGGUACACUUUAACAGCGAUUCUCAUCAGUAAAUGUACACCAUGUGGAUUUAGGUUGGUUCCUUGAUUUAGUUUAAAGCAUGAAUAAUGGGUGUGAAAGCUAAGCUGAAUUAAAGGGUUUUUUAAUACUGCUGGAAAUGUAUAAGAAGUCAGUCAUCAUCUGAGAGUAGAAGCAUUCCUGUUCCUUUUGAAUUCCUCUGCUUUGGUCCAUUGUGCGCUUCAGCUGCAGAUUUUAGAAACCUUGUCUGCUUACAGUCUUGUUACUCUUUUCCAUGGGGUUCUGCAUCAUUCUGUUGGCUCAUAAGUUUUGUUUAUGCACGUCAUUAUGUUCCUCAUCAGGAACUGAUUUUUCUCUCAAAAUCCAGCUCUCCCCUAAUUAUUUUCUGCAUUCACAAAAUCUGCCCUUCAGUCAUAGCUCCAAUUUUUAUGAUCAACAUACUUUUUUACUUUCUGUAGGACCUGCUGCUGUGAGUUUUAAUGCAGUGUUUUAAGCUGGUGUUUUGUUGUUUGCUUAUUUAUGAAGGAUUAUUUCUGGUAUUUAAUAAAGUUUUUGGAAUACUUUUCUGAUUUUGCUCAGCAUAAUAUUUGAACACAACUUCUGCAGUUGUUUAGCUUCAUAUUUCUGUGACCUGGGCUAGUUCAGUUACAGAUUAAACUAUCCAUGUUAGACAAGACUAAGUCAGAUGGAAAUUUAAGUGACUACACAUGCUGGAUGAUGGGACAAUCCAUCAGUAUUUCCCUGUUUAUUUGUGAAUUCUCCAGAUCUUUGUUUGCAUCCAUGUUAUCUGUUGGCCACCAGCUUCUGUCUCACAACUACCACUCGUCUCUUCAUAGCAGCUAUUUCCCCACUACACUCAGUUCUGAUGAGGUGUCUCAACUGAAAAUAUCAACAAUUCCUCAGCCUCCACAGAUGCUGCUUGACCUUCUGAAUUCUUAAGAAGUUUUGCUCAAAUAACUUGAACCUGUUACAUUCUUUAAAAGUCACUGGUCCGUAGAGGUUUUUAUAGCUAUCUAAAAGUUUUGUUAGUACCACAUGUGCAUUAUAAUAAAUAUUAUGUACAUAGUACUAUACUUACUAUACGUAACAACUAGUACUGUACAAUACAUAUUCUGACCCUAAAUGUAGAGUUCUUUUCCUGUGGGCAUUACGUUUUUUGAUUUAUGUGAUUUUCAUUUUCUACUGAGCUUCAUGCUCAGCAUCAACGCAGUUUACCUUGCUGAAGUAGUCUUUGUAGUUUAUGAGUGAAUGAAAUCAGUGACAGCAUUUUGAUCAUAUAUGAGACCAGUGGUGUUGGUAGCCAACGAAGUUCCAAAUAAUAGCCAAGCCAUUUAAGCAAGAAAAGUAAAUUGAACUCCACUAAGUGUUGUCAGCCAUUUCUGUUAAGGCUGUUUGUUUCUUCCAUUUUGCCUGUGAAGAAUCCCAGACUGAUCAGAAAACAUCUAGCAAUUUAGGUCAUGCUUUUUUUAUGUGUGUGUUUUUAACUAAGUUUCAUCUCCUUCCUGUCCCAAAGACAAAGCUUUUGUAUGGUCAGGAAACUAGCUGGCUGCAUUAAACUUACAAUUUAAGGAGGGUAUACUUAAUAAUGGUUAAAAUGCAGUGUGUGUCUUGCUGGUGCCCGUAUUGCUUACAUUAAGAUUUAUGUUCAAAUUUCACCCAAAAUUUACUGAGUUAUUUUAAUUUAAAACUGAGGUCAUAGCAGGGGAUUAAAAACAAAACUGUAGAUAUUGCUCAUUAGAACAUAGAAUAUUGACGAAUACAGCACAGGAACAGACCAUUCGACCCACAGUGUUGUACCAAACAAGUUAAAAAUGCUAAUCAAAAACAUCCAAACACUGAUCCCUCCUACUUUCAUGUCUGUAUUCCACACCCCCCCCCCCCCCGCCCGCCAUCCUCCUUAUAUCCAUGUGCCUAUCCAAACGUGUCUUAAAAGUCUGUAAUGUACUUGCCUCUACCACUGUACCAGGCAAUGCAUUCCAGGCAUCUAUGACUCUCUAAGUAAAAAACUUACCCUUCAUAUCCUCCUUAAACCUACCCCCUCUCACUUUCAAUACACGCCUUCUGGAAUUAGACAUUUCAACCCUGGGAAACAGAUAAUUUCUAUCCACUUUAUCUGUGCCUCUCAUAAUUCUGUAAACCUCUAUCAGAUCUCCCCUCAGCCUCUGAUGCUCCAGAGAAAACAGCUCAAGUUUAUUCGUCUCUCAUGAUAGCAUAUAUAAACCAGGCAACAUCCUGGUGAACUACUUCUGCAUCCUCUCCAAAGCCUCAACGUCCUUCAUAUAAUGGGGCAGCCAGAACUGUACACAAUACUCCAGAUGUGGCCUAACCAAAGUUUAAUAAAGUUGCUAAUGUUACCGCCUUACUAAUAAAAGCAAGCAUUCCAUAAGCCUUCUUAACCACCCUAUCUAUUGACCUGUGUAGUCACUUUCAUGGACCUAUGACUUGGACCCCAAGAUCUCUCUGCUCAGCAACACUAAGGGCCUUGCAUUUUUCCUACCAAGGAACACAACUCACAAUUUUCUGGGUUAAACUCCAUCUGCCAUUUCUCAGCCCACAUCUACAACUGAUCUAUAUUGUGCAGUAUUCUUUGCAGACUUCUACAGUAUCUGCAACUCCAUCAAUCUUGGUAUCAUCAGCAAAUUUACUAACCCACCCAUCUACGUUUUCAUGAAGGUCAAUUACAUGCAUCACAGAUCCCUGUGGAGCUCCACUAAUUAUAUAUCUCCAUCUUGAAUAACUCCUUUCAACCAUUACCCUUUUUCUUCCAUGUGCAAGCCAGUUCUGAAUCCAAACAGCAAUUCGCCAUGGAUCCAAUGCAUCUUAAUAUUCUGGAUUAGCCUCCCAUGAGGGACUUUGUCAAAUGCCUUACUGAAAUCCAUAUGGACAGCAUCCACUCAACAACCUCUCUUGCCACCUUGUUAAAAAACUCAAUCAAGUUGGUAAAGCACAACUUACCCCAUACAAAGCUGUGCUGGCUCUCCCUAAUUAGGCUAUGAGUUUCCAAAUGCUCAUAUACCCCAUCCCUAAAAAAUUUCUCCAGCAAUUUCCCUACACCUGAUGUGAAACUCACUGCUCUGUAGUUCCCAGGAUCUUCCCUGGUUCCCUUCUAAGUAGAAGUACAAGAUUAACCACUCACGAGUCCUAUGGGACCUCACGUGGCUGAAGAGGACACAAUAAUACUGGUCAAGGCCCAGCAAUCUCAUCUCUUGCCUUCUUCAAUAACCUGAGGUAAAUCCCAUCAGUUCCUGUGGAUCUAUUCACUUUAAUACUCCUUAAGAGGCCCAACACUUCCUCCUCCUUGACCUCUAAAUGCCCUAACUCAGCACUGAUCUGGUUCUCCAUAUCCUUUUCCUUGGUAAAUACUGAAGCAAAGUACUCAUUAAGUACCUUACUCAUAUUCUCUGCAUCCAAGCAAAUGUUACCCCCUUGAUCCUUGAGUGGUCCCAUCCUCUUCCUAAUUAUCCUCUUACUCUUGAUGUAUGUAUAGAAUGCCUUGGGAUUCACCUUAAUCCUACUUGCGAAGUACUUCAUUGCCCCUCCUGGCUUUCCUAAUUCCCUUCGUUAUUUCUUUUUCUAGCUUCUGUUUACUCACAUGCUUCAUCUGAUCCUGACUUCUGAAGCUUUACAGACUUUUUAACAUUUUUGUCUUGACUAAAUUCAUCACCUCUCUGGACAUCCAAGGGUUCUCUUAUUUUUCCAUUCCUGUCCUUCCUUCUAACAGGAACAUACCUUUCCUGUACUCCAUGCAAUUGAUUUUUAAACACUUUCCAUGUGACUGAUAUAUGGACUUGCCAGAGAAAAGGUGUGUCCAAUUAAUGCUUCUUAGUUCCUGCCUAAUGCCCUUAUAAUUUGGCCUACUGCAGUAUAAAAUUUUCUUGCAAGGACCAUACUUAUCCUUAUCUAUAGCCAUCAUGAAGGUUAAGGAAUAGUGGUCACUGUUCCCUCAUUGCUCACCCACUGAAACAUCAGUCAUCUGGCCAGGCUCAUUAACCAACACCAGGUCAAGUACGACUCCUCAUCUCGUGGGACCAUCCACAUACUGAAUCAAAAAGCCUUCCUGGAUACACUUAACAAAUUCUGCCCCAUUAAAACUCCUUGCACUAAGAAGGGUUCAGUUUAUUUCGGAAGUUGAAGCUCCCCAUGACGAAAACCCUAUGUUUUUACACAUUUCUUUAAUCUGAUUACAUAUCCGUUGCUCAAAUGUCCAGGUGGCUUUUAGGGGUUGUGUAGUACAAUACCAUCAGUGUGAUUGCACCCUUUGUAUUCCUGAGUUCCACCCAAAUGGACUUAGUGUCUGACCCCUCCAUUAUGUCUUGAGUGCAGCUGUGAUAUUGUCUCUGAUUAGUAGUGCAACUCCAUCCCCUCUUUCACCUCCUCCUCAAUCAUUUCUAAAACUUCGAAAACCUGGUACAUUAAUUGCCCAUUCUUGCUUCUCUCUCAACCAAGUUUCAGUAAUGGCAACAGCAUCAUAAUUCCAUGUACUGAUCCGUGCUCCAUCUUCAUCACUCUUACCCAUAACCCUAGCUCACACUUGAAACUAUCUGACUCAUAAUACCUAUUAUUUAAAUUUUGUCUUUCAAUACAUCCCCUGACAUCUACCAGUCCUUCCUUCCUUCCUUCCCAGCCUUUUGCAAAACUAGUUUAAAUUCUCACAAGUAGCAUGAGUGAACCUCCCAGCCAAGGUAUUAGUUCCCCUCCAGUGCAAUCUGUCCCACUUGUACAGGUCACUCCUUCCUCAGAAAAGUUUCCAAUGAUCCACGAACGUGAAACCCUGUUCCCUACACCAUCUCCACAGCCACUCAUUCAUCCAUGCUGUCACCCCAAUCCUACCUGCACUAGCCCAUGGCACAGAGAGUAAUGUGGAGAUUACAAUCUUGAAGGCCCUUUUCUUCAGCCUCUUACCUAACUGUAAACUCACUGCACAGGACCUCUUCCCCUUUUCUGCCCAUGUCUUUGGUGCCAAUAUGCACCACAACUUCUGGCUGUUCCCCCUCCCCCUUUAGAAUAUCCUGUUGUUACACUUGGUAUUUUUAUUACAGUUUUCGAUGGUUUCUUGAAAAUUUAGUGCUUGGUUUGGUUUUUCUGGAUUUUUUUUGUUUUGUCUUGAUCCCCCAUGCUCCUUCAGCUGAGCAAGAGGAGAAAGACAAAGCAAGUCAUCAGUGAGAUGAAAGACAUAAUGUAUAAUGCUCAAGUAAAGAUGCAUUUUCACAGAUUAGCAUCAGACAAUCCAGAAGUCACACUUAAGAGUACUUUUGACUUGGUAACUUAAACAGUGAAUCUCAUGAAUUCCUGUCUGAUCAGCUGCUGAGAGAAUGCAAUUAAGAAAAUCGUGUUUAGGACGAUAUGCUAACUAGUGGCAGUUUGUCGGACAACUACUAAAAUUCCUUUUUGCUGAGAAAUCAUUGAUUGUGACUCAGAGCUGCAGGGUCUAGAAUGUAGAAAUCAGAACAUACUCUGUUGAUAAUUCAUUAAAGUUGGGAUACCAUACAAGUAUUAGUGACUUGUUCUUGCAACAUGGAAAUUGUGGCUCAGCUUAGUCUCAAGAUUUGGAGAAGAAAUAAGAAGUGAUAAUCGUGUGAAAGUGUCUAGGAUUUAAUUUACAAGUGGAGAUUAUGAUUAUUUAUUUGUGUUAAGACAUAUAUCAUGUCACUCCUCACUCUGAGCGUUGCUUAAAUGCUCUGAAAAAUGCCCCUUGUAUCUUACUUUCAGGUAGAGCAAUUGCAGAGUCUGGAUGGAUUGAAAGCAUUAGUCUAUUGUCCUCAUGAAAAGUGAAAAUGAUCACCAUCAAAGGAGGGCAGGCUGAAAUAUGUUAAUAUUGCGUCUAGAAGGAAGGUUGUAAUGGACAUCCAGAACCAUGAAUAUUGAUAUGUAAGGGUGAUAUUCUGAGAGAAAGUGACAUUCUUCUCCCUCAUAUUUUCCUUUCUUACAAUGUGCCUAGUGAUGACACUACAGUUAUGUUAGCAAUGGAAAGUCAUGCCUUUUGCUUAGUGUCAGAGGUGGACUGUCCAGUCUUGUGGCUGGUUGUAUUUGCUACAGUGCAGUGAGAGAUGAUCUCAGUUGCAAUGAAAUAGAACAUGAUCCCAUUGUUAAAUAGUCCAGCCAAUGAGUCAUGAAAACAAACAAAGCAACAUCACCUAUUUAUACAACUCAAUAAUAAAAUGUAACUAGUCUUUUCUUUCCUCAGAUACUGACUAACUUGCUGAGUGCUUUUGGCUUAUUUGGAUUUCCAACAUGUACAGCUUUCAGUUUUGGAGUUACAGCAAUAGAUUAUCUUUGACUAUGGCAAAUAAGUUUCACUUCUGCCUUUUGAGCUUGAGCACUUAAACAACAUUAAUUUCUAUAGCACAUGUCUGAAUCAUGGUUCUCUAAGUUGAGGUGAGACAAUAGUUUUAAUCUUUGCUCCAGCCUCCUAGAGCCCCCUUUAAAUCAAAUUGGUCAAUAGUAAGUAGAAAGAGACCGCUCAUUAAACCUUUUUCCAUUUUGUUGGGGAGAGUGGUGGAAAUCCAUGGAAUUAUACAUUACCAUCUGUGCAAUAACUAUUAACCACCUGUGGACCAUUUCUGUACUGCCCCAUGUACUACAGCAGCACACUUGUGUGACAUACCUACCUGGACAAUUUUAAUAAGCUUAUUGUCUUUACCCACUCCCCAAAAGUUUUGUGAUGUCUUACAGUUUAACAGUAUUCCGUUUAUUAAUGCCAUCAUAUACUGAAAAUUUUAGAUGAUUUUUAGACUUUUUCUAUUCACAGUCACAGAGAAAGUUCACAAUGAUAAACCCAGAUGACCAAAACAAAGUGUCAUUCUUGUGCACAUGACUUUAUGCUAACCAUUUUUCACUGUGAUCCACAUUUCAUAGUUGUUUUUCUUGGUAUUAGGAAUUGGUCAAAACUUUUCUAUAUGGCUGGCAGAAAUGAAAUCUGCUCUCUCUAAUCAGGUUUCUCUCUGUCUCUGGUGAUUAGUCAUACUGCAUACUUUGUUCUCAGCACUGUAAACAGUCCUUAUAUAAUAUGGAGAAGCAAUAUCACUGUAUGAAACUCACAUGAUGUAUUAUUCACUAGCACCCUAGGUGUGAUAAUUGAAGUAAAUAUCUUUUAUACAAA
Messenger RNA from Hypanus sabinus (Atlantic stingray), 18127 nucleotides. RefSeq names its product protein CASP-like. Lineage: Eukaryota; Metazoa; Chordata; Chondrichthyes; Myliobatiformes; Dasyatidae. Gene Ontology annotation, cellular component: Golgi membrane. Gene Ontology annotation, biological process: regulation of DNA-templated transcription; intra-Golgi vesicle-mediated transport. Gene Ontology annotation, molecular function: DNA-binding transcription factor activity, RNA polymerase II-specific; DNA binding. Bases 94 to 4848 code for a protein of 1584 amino acids. The record is from RefSeq and is a predicted model, not a curated record. The transcript has 24 exons.